This is a messenger RNA of Ilyonectria robusta, 551 nucleotides long. RefSeq lists its product as uncharacterized. NCBI's taxonomy places the organism in Eukaryota, Fungi, Ascomycota, Sordariomycetes, Hypocreales, Nectriaceae. The annotation marks the transcript as partial. The transcript has a single exon. The record is from RefSeq and is a predicted model, not a curated record.
GGGUUAUUCAGAAACCACCGGCUUCAAAGUAGAGGCGAAGUCGCCCAUCCUGGACCUUGGCGAAGAGGUUACUCGCCUUCAAAUUGGAAGCGAAGCAGGCUUGUCGGGCUUCUUCAGAAACCACCGGCUUCAAAGUGGAGGCGAAGCUCCCCAUCUGGGGGCUUGUUAAGGAAGUUGGUCGCCGCCAAAGUAGAGGCGAAGUCGCCCAUCGGGGCCUUGGUGAAGAAGUCGUCCACCUUCAAAGUAGAGGCGAAGUCGCCCAUCCGGGACCUUGGCGAGGCGAGGAAGCCGGUCGCCUUCAAAGUAGAGGCGAAGUCGCCUAUCGGGGCCUUGGUGAAGAAGUCGGCCGCCUUCAAAGUAGAGGCGAAGCAGGCUUGUCGGGCUUCUUCAGAAACCACCGGCUUCAAAGUGGAGGCGAAGCCCCCCAUCCUGGACCUUGGCGAGGAAGUUGGUCGGCUUCAAAGUAGAGGCGAAGCCACUUAUCGAGAUCCACGGCAAGGAGACUCUCUGCCUUUAACGCAGAGGUAAAAUAGGCGUGCAAGGUUUCGAGA